Messenger RNA from Myodes glareolus (Bank vole), 5007 nucleotides. NCBI's taxonomy places the organism in Eukaryota, Metazoa, Chordata, Mammalia, Rodentia, Cricetidae. The record is from RefSeq and is a predicted model, not a curated record.
UCUCAGUCCCUCCUGCCUGCCCUCUGUGCUGUCCCUAGGAUGGGCAGCAGGAGCUGGAACUGGGCUCUGGUCUGGGCCUCUGUGGCCUUAUUCACGAUAUGGCCAACAGAGAGCCAGAGUCAGGUAGAACUGAGCUCAGAACCCCCCGAACUCACCGGAGAUGGUCAGAGAGUGUACAGUGCACCCACAUCCUCGUCCACCCAGCACGUCACCUUCAUCCCCCCCAUGACCGUCUUCCCGACCAUGAGCCCCGCAAACCUGGCGCACAAUGGGAGGGUGUGCAGCACGUGGGGUGACUUCCACUACAAGACCUUCGACGGUGACAUGUUCCACUUCCCCGGCCUCUGUAACUAUGUCUUCUCUUCACACUGCGGGGCCACCUACGAGGACUUCAACAUCCAACUGCGCCGUGGUCUUGAGGGCUCCAGGCCCGUGGUCACUCAUGUGGUCCUCAGGGCCCAGGGGCUGGUGAUUGAGCUGGCCAAUGGCUCUGUCCUGGUGGAUGGACAGCGGGUGGGGCUGCCCUACAGCCGUGCAGGUCUUCUGAUGGAGAAGACCAGUGGGUAUGUGAAGGUCAGCAUCCGGCUAGUCCUCACCUUCCUGUGGAAUGAAGACAGUGCUCUGCUGGAGCUGGACUCCAAAUAUACUAACCAGACGUGUGGGCUGUGCGGCGACUUCAACGGGCUCCCAGCUGUCAACGAGUUCUACGCCCACAACACCAGGCUGACCCCUAUACAGUUUGGAAACCUGCAGAAGCUGGAUGGUCCUACUGAGCAGUGCCAGGACACCCUGCCCUCAGCGGUCAGCAAUUGCACAGAUAGGGAGGACAUCUGUCGCCGCAUCCUGCUUGGGCCUGCCUUUGCCGAGUGUAUUGCCCUGGUAGAUGUCAACAUGUACUUGGAUGCCUGUGUCCAGGAUCUGUGCCGCUGCCCCACAUGCCCAUGCGCCACUUUUGCUGAAUAUUCCCGCCAGUGUGCCCAUGCAGGAGGCCAUCCGCAGAACUGGAGGAGUCCUGAUCUCUGCAUCUGGACAUGCCCCUUCAACAUGGAACACCAGGAGUGCAGCUCGCCCUGCGUGGAUACCUGCUCCAACCCCCAACGCUCUCAACUCUGCGAGGAUCACUGCAUGGAUGGCUGCUUCUGUCCCCCAGGCACUGUGCUGGAUGACAUCAGACACUUGGGCUGCCUGCCCCUGGAGCAGUGCCAUUGCACCCAUGGUGGCCACACUUAUGCCCCUGGAGAGUCUUUCAACACCAGUUGCAGCUCCUGCACCUGCUCUGGGGGAUUGUGGCAGUGCCAGGACCUGCCGUGCCCCGGCACCUGCUCUGUGCAAGGCGGGUCCCAUGUCUUCACCUAUGAUGAGAAACUCUACAAUGUGCAUGGGGACUGCAGCUAUGUUCUGUCCAAGAAAUGUGCAGAUAGCGGCUUCACUGUGCUGGUCGAUCUGCGAAAAUGUGGAUUGACGGAUACUGAGAACUGCCUCAAAGCAGUUACCCUCAACCUCAAUAGCGGGGACAUGGUCAUCCGGAUCCAGGCCAACGGUGCUGUGUUCCUGAACUCCAUCUUUACUCAGCUUCCCAUGUCAGCAGCCAAUGUCACCAUCUUCAGCCCAUCAUCCUUCUUCAUCGUGGUGCAGACAGGCAUGGGACUGCAGCUGCAGGUGCAGCUGGUGCCCAUCAUGCAGGUGUUUGUCAGGCUGGACCCCUCCUACCAUGGCCAGAUGUGUGGCCUGUGUGGUAACUUCAACCAGAACCAGGCUGAUGACUUCACAGCCCUCAGUGGGGUAGUGGAGGGCACAGGAGCCGCCUUCUCCAACACCUGGAAGACUCAAGCCUCCUGCCCCAAUUCUAAGAACACCUUUGAGGACCCCUGUUCGUACAGCGUGGAGACGGAGAACUAUGCCCAGAAGUGGUGUUCCAUGCUCACCGAAAGCUCAGGAGUCUUCUCGGCCUGCCAUGCCACUGUCAGCCCGGUGCCCUUCUACUCGAACUGCAUGUUUGACACGUGCAACUGUGAAGACAGCGAGGACUGCAUGUGUGCCGCCCUGUCCUCCUAUGUGCACGCCUGUGCCGCCAAGGGCGUGCUGCUCAGUGGCUGGAGGGACAAUGUCUGCUUCAAGUACAUGAACAACUGUCCCAAAACCAAGAGCUACUCCUAUGCAGUGAGCACUUGCGAGCCUACCUGCCGCUCUCUGAGUGAAGCUGACGUCACCUGUGGCAUCUCCUUUGUGCCUGUGGAUGGCUGCACCUGCCCUGAAGGCACUUUCCUGAAUGACAAGGGUCACUGUGUGCGUGAUGAGGAGUGCCCCUGCUUCUUCCAUGGAACUGUGGUGGCCCCCAGAGAGUUCGUUAUGGACAAUGGGGUGGUGUGUUCAUGUGAAAAGGGGAAGCUGACCUGUCUUGGAGCCCUGAUGCAGCAGAACACAGAGUGCCAGGCACCUAUGGUAUAUCUGGACUGUAACAACGCCUCAGUUGGUGACCAAGGGUCUGAAUGCCUCAGAAGCUGCCACACACUGGAUGUGGAAUGUUUCAGCACACACUGCGUCUCAGGCUGUGUGUGUCCCUCAGGGCUGGUAGCAGACGGGAAUGGGGGCUGCAUCGCAGAGGAGGACUGCCCCUGCAUACACAAUGAGGCCACCUAUAGACCUGGGGAGAGCAUCCGGGUAGACUGCAAUAACUGUACCUGCAAGAACCGCCGGUGGGAGUGCACUAACCAACCUUGUAUGGGUUCAUGUGUGGCCUAUGGGGAUGGCCAUUUUGUUACCUUUGAUGGUGAACGCUACAUCUUUGAAGGCAGCUGCGAGUAUACCUUGGCUCAGGACUACUGCAGAGGCAACACCAGUACUGAUGGGACCUUUCGUAUUGUCACUGAGAAUGUCCCUUGUGGGACCACAGGAACCACAUGUUCCAAGGCCAUCAAGAUCUUUGUGGAGAGCUAUGAGCUGAUUCUUCAUGAGGGUAACUUCAAGGUGGUAGAGAGAGGGCCAAGUGGGGACCCUCCAUACAAGAUCAGAUACAUGGGCAUUUUCCUGGUCACUGAGAUCCGCAGUGGGAUAGUCGUGUCCUGGGACAGGAAGACCAGUGUGUUUGUCCGACUGCAGCAGCAUUACAAGGGAAGGGUCUGUGGCCUGUGUGGGAAUUUUGACGACAACGCCAUCAAUGACUUCACCACGCGCAGCCAGUCUGUGGUGGGCGAUGUGCUGGAGUUUGGAAACAGCUGGAAGUUCUCUCCAUCCUGCCCAGAUGCCCCAGUUCCCAAGGACCCCUGCACUGCCAACCCUUACCGCAAGUCCUGGGCCCAGAAAAAGUGCAGCAUCAUCAACAGUGCGACCUUUGCCGCCUGCCACUCCCAGGUUGACUCUACCAAGUAUUACGAAGCUUGUGUGCAUGAUGUGUGUGCCUGUGACUCAGGGGGUGACUGCGAGUGUUUCUGCACUGCUGUGGCUGCCUAUGCCCAGGCCUGCCGUGAUGUGGGCGUGUGCUUGUCCUGGAGGACACCAGACAUCUGCCCUCUUUUCUGUGACUACUAUAACCCUCACGGGGAAUGUGAAUGGCAUUACCAGCCCUGUGGAGCCCCCUGUCUGAAGACCUGUCGAAACCCUGCUGGACACUGCCUUGUUGACCUGCCAGGCCUGGAAGGCUGCUACCCACAAUGCCCACCCAGUCAGCCCUUCUUCAAUGAGGACCAGAUGAAGUGUGUGGCCCAGUGUGGAUGCUAUGAUGAUGAUGGAAACUACCAUGAUAUUGGCACACAGGUCCCUACAGCAGAGAACUGCCAGAGCUGUCUCUGCACCCCUGAUGGCCUCAAGUGUGUUCACAACCUUACAGCCUGCAUAUGCACCUAUGAGGGCCGUACCUACCACUACGAUGAUGUUGUCUACAACACCACGGAUGGCCUUGGUGCAUGCUUAGUGGCCAUCUGCAAAGACAAUGGGACAAUCAUACGCACAACAGAAGAGUGCCCUGCAGUCUCGUCCACCACACCGUUCAUAUUCACCACUACCUUGGCACCCCAUACCACAACAGGCUCAGCUCCCACUGUAUCCACUGUGUCCACGGUGUGUGUCCGCGAGGUCUGCCGCUGGUCCAUUUGGUAUGAUGAGAGCCAUCCAGAGCCUGGCAUGACAGGUGGGGACUUUGAAACAUUUGAGAACCUGAGGCAGAAAGGGUACCAGGUGUGUCAAAGCCCUGCUGCCAUCCAGUGCCGUGCUGAGAAGUUCCCCAGCAUGGACUUACAGAAGCUGGGUCAGAAGGUGAACUGUGAUCCAUCCUGGGGGCUGAAAUGUCUUAACAGUGAGCAGAGUCCACCACUCUGCUACAAUUACGAGCUGAGGGUUCUGUGCUGUGAUUACGUGCCCUGUAGUUCUACCUUGACCUCAGGCACAAGCACCACUCACUCCCAACCUGAGAUCAGCAGAGAGUCCUCUUGGCCCACUCACAGUACUCAGACAGCAUCCUCAGUGUCAAAGUCCACACCCUCGUGGACCACCGAAGGGAAAGAGACAUCCCUGGAUACAAUUCACAGCUCAAGACAAACAGUGACAUUCACCUCAAAAAGGAGGGCCACUUCACAUCACAUUGGGUCCACAAACUCAGCCACCAGCCCUGUCACAUCCAGCCCAACAUCAGUAUUCACCUCACAAACAGAGUCCACUUCAAGAGCCAGCACGAUCACACACACGGUCAGCACGCUUGUGACCUCUACCACCUGCCAACCCCAAUGUCAGUGGACAGGAUGGCUUGACACAGAUUACCCCACGUCUGACAGCGAGGGAGGAGACAUUGAGACAUAUGAGAAGAUCAGGGCCACUGGGGCAGAUGUCUGUGAACAGCCUCAGGGCAUCCAGUGUGAGGCCCAGAACUACCCUGACAUGAGUUUGGACAUGUUGGGUCAGGAAGUGACAUGUGAUGUCAACUUUGGUCUGGUGUGCCGCAACAGGGACCAGAAAGGCAAAUCUGACAUGUGCUACAACUACAUGAUCCGGGUGCUGUGCUGCAGUUCCAGUUGA